This is a messenger RNA of Melozone crissalis (California towhee), 2007 nucleotides long. RefSeq names its product E3 ubiquitin-protein ligase TRIM39-like. Gene Ontology annotation, molecular function: protein binding; zinc ion binding. The coding region runs from base 1 to 2007 and encodes 668 amino acids. Lineage: Eukaryota; Metazoa; Chordata; Aves; Passeriformes; Passerellidae. The record is from RefSeq and is a predicted model, not a curated record. The transcript has 6 exons.
AUGAUGAAUGAACACGAUGUCAAACCUGGUGCCAAGCCCGGUAUUAGACCUGGUACCAAACGAGCCGGUGCCAAGCCCGGUGUCAAUUCCGGAGCCAAGCCUGGUAUUAGCCCCAAACAAGCCGGUGUCAAACCCGGUAUUAACCCCGGUGCUAAGCCCGGUAUUAGCCCUGGCGCCGAGCCCGGUGCUAAGCCCGGUAUUAGCCCUGGUGCCGAGCCCGGUGCUAAGCCCGGUAUUAGCCCCAGCGCCAAACAAACCGGUGCUAAGCCCGGUAUUAGCCCCAGCACCAAACAAACCAGUGCUAAGCCCGGUAUUAGCCCCAGUGCCAAACCACCCGCGCCACGCCCGGCGCCGAGCCCGGCUCAUCUCGGCAGCGCAGCCGCUCCGCUCCCGCUCUCAGCCCGGGACACCGGCAGGAAGCGGAGCCGCCGCGGCCCCGGGGGAGACGGAACCGGGGAGGACCCCGGGCGGAACCGAGGCGGAACCGAGGCGGAACCGAGGAGGAACCGGGGCGGAACCGAGGCGGACCCGAGGCGGACCCGAGGCGGAACCGGGGCGGACCCGAAGAGGAACCGGGGCGGAACCGAGACGGAACCGGGGCGGACCCGGUCCGGCGCCGGCGGCGCGGCCAUGGCCGAGCUCCGCGCCGAAGCCUCGUGCCCGCUGUGCCUCGGGCUCUUCCAGGAGCCCGUGUCCAUCCACUGCGGGCACAACUUCUGCCGGGCGUGCAUCGAGCGCUGCUGGCGGAGCUGCCGGGACAGCUUCGCGUGCCCGCGCUGCCGGGAGGCGGCCCCGGAGCGCAGCCUGAGACCCAACGCGGAGCUGGCCGGCAUCAUCCGCAUCGCGCAGCGCCUCAGCCUCCGCGGCCGGGCCCGCGACGGGGAGCGGCUCUGCCCGAAGCACGGCGAGGCCCUGAAGCUGUUCUGCGAGGAGGAGCAGAGCCCGGUGUGCCGCGAGUGCCGCCGCUCCCCGGAGCACCGGCUGCACGCCGCCGUGCCCAUCGAGGAGGCGGCGGAGGAGCACAAGGAGAAAUUCCAGGCUCACGUGCAGAUCCUCAGGGCCCGGAGAGAGAAGAUGCUGGGGCAGAAGGCGGCGGAGGAAGGGAAGAGCUCGGAGCUGCUGGAGCGGGUGGCGGCGGAGCGGCGGCGGCUCCGGUGCCGGGUGCGGGAGCUGCAGCAGCUCCUGGAGGGGCAGGAGCGGCUCCUCCUGGCGCGGCUGGCGCAGCUGGAGCGGGACAUCGAGCGCCGGCGGGAGGAGAGCGUCGGGCGCCUCUCGGAGCGCAUCUCCUCCGUGGGACGGCAGAUCCAGGAGCUGGAGGAAAAGUGCCGGCAGCCGCCCUGGGAGCUGCUGCAGGACAGCCGAGACAUCCUGAGCAGGCUGGAGGAGCAGAGCGCCCCAGAGCCGGUGGAGACCUCAGCAGAGCUGGCAGAGGAACCCACAGGGCUGCCCCAGGAAAAUGCCCCCCUCAAGGAGAUGCUGAAGAAAUUCCAAGUCAGCCUGACGCUGGACCCCGACACCGCCCAUCCCCGCCUGGCCCUGUCCGAGGAUGGGCGAUGCGUCCGCUGGGACGACGCCCGCAGAUCCGUGCCCGAGCACCCCAAACGCUUCGACUCGUCCCGCUGCGUGCUGGCCCGCGAGGGCUUCACCUGCGGCCGCCACUACUGGGAGGUGCAGGUGUGCCAGGGCUCGGCCUGGGCCCUCGGCGUGGCCAAGGCCUCCGUGGCCAGGAAGGGCCGGGUCAGCGUCAAGCCCGAGCGGGGGAUCUGGGCCGUGGGGCAGUGUGGCAGCCAGUGCCAGGCUCUGACGUCCCCCAGUGUCCCCAUCGCCCUCCCUGAGGCCCCCGAGGUGGUCGGGGUCUACCUGGACUAUGAGGGCGGGCGCGUGGCGUUUUUCGAUGUGCACAGGGAGGUGCCGAUGUUCGCGUACCCCGCGGCGAGGUUUGGGGGCGAGGAGCUGCUGCCCCUGCUGUGCCUGGGCAGGGGGUGCUGCUUCAGGCUGAGCCCCUGA